CACGUGAAAGCAGCCGCAUACUGGUACGGCGAGGCUCUUCAUGUUUUGGAGUGGGGGCAAGAAGCCUGGAAGAAGGUGCCGAGAUCUCAGCGGGGCGCGAUCUUUGAGUAUACCUUCGUCCGUGGUGUACGUGUGCUGCACCUCGAGGCAUCCACG
Punctularia strigosozonata HHB-11173 SS5 is the source of this 156-nucleotide messenger RNA. RefSeq lists its product as uncharacterized. The annotation marks the transcript as partial. The transcript has a single exon. The record is from RefSeq and is a predicted model, not a curated record. NCBI's taxonomy places the organism in Eukaryota, Fungi, Basidiomycota, Agaricomycetes, Corticiales, Punctulariaceae.